Alternaria triticimaculans is the source of this 1425-nucleotide messenger RNA. RefSeq lists its product as uncharacterized. Gene Ontology annotation, molecular function: microtubule plus-end binding. The transcript is spliced from 6 exons. Gene Ontology annotation, biological process: spindle assembly; regulation of microtubule polymerization or depolymerization; protein localization to microtubule plus-end. Bases 1 to 1425 code for a protein of 474 amino acids. The record is from RefSeq and is a predicted model, not a curated record. NCBI's taxonomy places the organism in Eukaryota, Fungi, Ascomycota, Dothideomycetes, Pleosporales, Pleosporaceae. Gene Ontology annotation, cellular component: microtubule organizing center; microtubule plus-end; spindle midzone.
AUGUUCCUCCCCAUCCUCCUCUCGGUCGCCGGCCUGUUCACGACGACAGCCGCCCAAACCACCAACCCCCCAAUCCGCUACAUGCCCUUCGGCGACUCCAUAACGGAAAUAAUCUGCUGGCGUUCCAAGCUCUGGCAACGCCUCCAGACCACGCCCUUCAACUCCUCCACCGUCGACUUUGUCGGCAGCGGCAAAACAGAAAACAACUGCCGCGACACGACCUACGACCGCGACAACGAAGGCCACUCUGGUUUCCUCGCUAUCGAUAUCGCAAACAAGGGCCAGUUGGAUGGGUGGCUGAAAAGUAAUCCUGCAGAUGUGAUCACGAUGCAUUUGGGCACGAAUGAUAUUGUGCAGCAGAAUAAGGCGGUGGCGGAUAUUAUCAAGGCGUUUGGGACGUUGGUGGGGAGUAUGAGGGGGGCGAAUCCGAGGAUGAAGAUUGUGGUCGCGCAAAUCAUCCCCAUGGGCUUUGGCAGCUACAACACCAAGAUCCAAGAUCUGAAUCGCGCAAUCAUUCCUUGGGCUCAGGGUCUCAAUACGACGGAAAGCCCCAUCUGGGUUGUGGACCAGUAUACGGGGUUCAGUGGGACGGCGGAUUUGAGGGAUGGAAUACAUCCGAAUGAUAGUGGGGAUGUCAAGAUGGCGAAUGUAUGGUUCCCGGCGGUUGUCAAGGCUUUUGAAGCGCGCCACGUGAACAGACAAGAACUCGUCGCCUGGUUGAACAACCUCCUCCAGCUCAACAUCACCAAAGUCGAACAAUGCGGAACCGGAGCAGCGCUGUGCCAAGUCUUCGACAGCAUAUUCUACGAUGUGCCCAUGUCGCGAGUCAAGUUCAAUGCGAACACUGAGUACGCAUACCUGCAGAAUUUCAAGGUAUUACAGAACACGUUCGCCAAGCACCAUGUCGACAAGCCCAUCCGCGUCGAGUCGCUCGUAAAGUGCAAGAUGCAGGACAACCUCGAGUUCCUCCAAUUCGUCAAGCAGUACUGGGACCAGCAUUUCCCCGGCCACGAGUACGACCCCGUCGCCCGCCGCAAGGGUCAGGGCGGUGUCGCGACCGGAGCCACACCUGCACCCCGCGCCGCAGCAUCGACUGCUCGAAGAGCACCAGCUGCUAGCAACACGGCUGCGCCUAGGACACGCACACCGCUUGCCUCUGGGGGAGGAGCCGCCAGCGCCGCUCUGCGCGAGGAGAACAGUGCUCUCAAGGAGACUGUCACGGGCCUCGAGCGCGAGAGGGACUUUUACUUCAGCAAGCUGCGCGACAUUGAAUUGCUGAUCCAGCAAGCAAUGGAGGCCGACCCCGAGCUCGAGAAGGACGAGGGGCUGCUCAAGCAGAUCCAAAACAUUCUCUACUCUACCGAAGAGGGUUUCGAGAUCCCACCAGAGGCUGAGGGCGAGGGUGCGGAGGAGGAGACGUUCUAG